Molecule: messenger RNA, 1742 nt
Organism: Eriocheir sinensis (Chinese mitten crab)
Lineage: Eukaryota; Metazoa; Arthropoda; Malacostraca; Decapoda; Varunidae
Gene: Ccdc56
Product: cytochrome c oxidase assembly factor 3, mitochondrial-like
Exons: 3
Coding region: 159-404 (81 amino acids)
Biological process (GO): mitochondrial respiratory chain complex IV assembly
Cellular component (GO): mitochondrial inner membrane
Source: RefSeq, a predicted model, not a curated record
AUCAAAUAAACCUAAAAAAAACAUUACAAAACCUAAGACGAGCCUUGAACAUCCACACUUCGGGACGUCUCUUAGUGUGUGCUGCCGAGGAGUGUGAGUGCCCGGCCUGAGGUGUUAUUUUGACCUUUAUUACCCCGCCGGGAGAGUGUUGGGGCAAGAUGGCUGAAGAAGGGAAGCAGAUGCCGCGGCUCAACCUGCAGCGCGACUCCCCGCAGCUCAGCAAGGCCCAGCUGGACUACAUGAAGAUGGUCGAGUUACAAAACGCUGAGCGGGUGCGAAAGUUAGCGCUGCAGAGGAAGAACAACAUCGUGGUGGGCUCCCUGCUGGGCCUCGGCGUGCUGGGCAUCUACACUUACUCCAUCUACUCUGUCAAGCAGGAGAAGUUUCUUGAUGAGUUGGAGUAGUGGCAGCAGUAGCAGGAGUUGGCACUCCACGCCCGUUGCUGUCCCCUUCCUCUUCCCUUCCUUCUGGUGUUCAUCUACAUUCACUCUCUUGCUCAUAGUCCUUACUCUCUUCCUUCUUCCUCCCAGUAUUCAUCGUCACCCUCAUGGAGAUUUUUUUGCUUAUUCCUUUCACACAGUUUUUUCUUAUCUCUCUCAUUUGGUCAUCAUCUUCAUUGGUUAUUUUUGCUCCUUUUUCUCUUCAUCAUCAUACUUCAGUCUCUUUCUCUCUUCCAACGGCCUCCUCCUUGUCUCCCCAGCCAAGGUAUGACAAGCCACUCGUCUCACUAAGGGAGUAGAGGUGUUUUUGUAGCCAUCGACACUCUAUGUUUGACUAGUUUGCGAUAAUUUACAAAAAAAGUAGGUAUCAUUUAUUUCUCUUCAUUCAUGUUUGAUGACUGGGCUGUAUGGGCAUUGAGUUUUCAAUCACAUAGUAUAUAGUCCCUUCAUUGUAUUUUGGCUGGGAGUGUGAAAAAGGACCUGGAAAUGGUAUAAUGUAAAAACUCAUAGUGUCAAGGUCCCAGAUUACUCACUUGUUUAUUGGCUGUGACCUCACGGUACUGCCACAGAGCCUUUGUGAAUUAAAAUGAAUGUCUGUGCUCCUUUCUCACUGUCAGAGUGAAAGAGCUCACACAAGGCACUCACAAACUGUACAUAUUCAUGAUUUACUGAGGACACUUGGGCAGCAGUGCAGAUGGCAUAAUGGUUGUGGACACUCAGGUUGUUACUGCUCCCUCUCAGCGAGACACAAAUUUAUGAAGUAUAUAAUGAAUAAUAUUAAAGCUUUUCUGGUGUCUGACAGGCUGUAGAGUGGUUGGGGAAAGGACACGGCUGUCUGAGACUUGCAAUGAAGACACUAAUAAGUUCGUACAUAGCUACUCUUUGUUUCAUCACAACUCAAAGAAUUUUACGUCUUAAAGCUUUCUCUCUUUAUUAACGUUUAAAAAGCCCUAAAAGACAACUGAUAAGGGUCAAGGAUAGGAAUGUCUUCAAAGCAGCAAUCUCGGGUGUUGUAGCCUAUUAAAACUAUAUGGCAGUGUUAAGUAGCCUGUAGUAGAGGGAGGAUUGACAGCUCUGAGUGUCCCUUGCAGUGAUGUCCUAAUUGUAUAUACAUUUGUGAUAAUGUUGUUAUAUUGAAGAUAGGCAGAUGUUUAUUUACCUGCCCUGUGAGUUGGGCCACAGUUACACUUUUAAAAUAAGUCUUGUAUGAAUUAUUAUUUAUUGUCCAAUCUGUGAGUUUCAUCUGUCACUCCCAGAUGUGUAGUGUAUAGAAACAUGCAAAUAAUUAUUGUUUUGGUAUAA